AUGGCAACAGAGAAGGCCUACAAGGAGACGAGAGGGCAGCCUCUCAAAGUGGUGAGGCGCCACUGCAAAUGGGAGCAUCCUCCUCCAGGUGUGUUCAAAUUCAAUGUUAAUGGGGCUAUUUUUCAGAAUCAACGUAGUGCUGGCAUUGGUGCUGUUUUGAGGGACUGUAAAGGUGAAGUUCUAAUGGCAAUUAGUAAAAAGGAGCAAGAAGUAAGUGAUCCUACAGGAGUUGAGAUGCUAGCAAUCUUCAGGGGCUUGCAGUUGAGUGUGCACCUGGGAAUUCAUCAUCUCAUUAUCGAGAGUGAUGCUUUAACCUUAGUGUGGGAUGUGCUGGUGAUUGGGACGGGGCUUGUCAUUCUUGCUUGUAAGCUUAAAAAGGUGAAAGUGGCUCUUCGUGAAUGGAAUAAGUGA
Molecule: messenger RNA, 411 nt
Organism: Juglans microcarpa x Juglans regia
Lineage: Eukaryota; Viridiplantae; Streptophyta; Magnoliopsida; Fagales; Juglandaceae
Exons: 2
Coding region: 1-411 (136 amino acids)
Molecular function (GO): nucleic acid binding; RNA-DNA hybrid ribonuclease activity
Source: RefSeq, a predicted model, not a curated record